Messenger RNA from Angiostrongylus costaricensis, 207 nucleotides. NCBI's taxonomy places the organism in Eukaryota, Metazoa, Nematoda, Chromadorea, Rhabditida, Metastrongylidae. The record is from the annotation of a GenBank genome assembly.
AUGCGGCCAAUGAAUUUUAACGAACAUAAAGUGCACCAUUUGUUCAAAGGAUUUGAUGGCCACGAAUUUGAUUUUGAUAACGAGGAAGGCGGCGGACGUCUUCGUGGUACCGACGACGAUAAAUUCAAGGCUUUCAUGGAGGCAAGUAAAUGUACAAAUGUUCGAGAGAUUGCAGAAAAAGUUGGUUUAAUCAUCUCAGCUGUUUAG